CUUGUUUUAAAGAGUCACUAUGCUAAAACCCGGACAGUCUGGUGGAUCCUGGAUUCGGUUCUAUUCCACCAAGAAAUUCAGCUUGAAGGGUAAACUCAAGACUUCGCCCAAAAAUAAGUCUAUUCAGCCAACUACCCCGGCAAGAACAAGAUUUGCACCUUCACCAACCGGCCAUUUACAUUUGGGAUCAUUAAGAACUGCUUUGUAUAAUUAUCUUUUGGCUAAAAGUACCGGUGGACAGUUUUUGUUGAGAUUGGAAGAUACUGAUCAAAAACGAUUGGUUGCCGAUGCAGAACAGAAUAUUUAUGAUAGUUUGAAAUGGUGUGGAUUGAAAAUCGAUGAAGGUCCAAAUGAAGGUGGACCAUAUGCACCUUAUAGACAAUCAGAAAGAAUGAAUAUAUAUAAGAAGUAUGUUGACCAGCUUGUGGAAAGCGGCAAAGCUUAUUAUUGUAAUUGUUCAAAAGAAAGAUUAUUGGAUUUAAGAGAAUCGGCAACAAAAUUAAAACCUCCAACUACUGUAACUUAUGAUAGAAAAUGUUUUCAUGAUAACCAUCACAGCGAUCAUAAUGCAGAGCAAAUCGUCAGAUUCAAGUCUCCAGACACUUAUAGUUCUUUCACUGAUUUGAUGCACGGGGAAAAGAAUUUGCAACCUCAAUAUAAUCUUCAAGAUAGAAGGUACGAUGACUUUGUUAUUAUGAAAUCCGAUGGUCUACCAACUUAUCAUUUUGCUAAUGUAAUCGAUGAUCAUCUUAUGGGUAUCACCCAUGUGAUAAGAGGGGAAGAGUGGUUAAGCUCAACUCCUAAGCAUAUUGCUUUAUAUGAAGCUUUUGGUUGGAAACCUCCCUCUUACGUUCAUAUCCCAUUAUUGACUUCUUUGGAGGAUAAAAAACUUUCAAAAAGACAAGGUGAUAUUGGUAUUUUAAGUAUGAAAGAAAAAGGUAUAUUACCGGAAGCAGUAACCAAUUUCUGUGCAUUAUUUGGUUGGUCUCCUACAAGAAUUGUUCCUGGUGUAAGUUCAAGCGAAGUGAUGACGCUUCACGAUUUAAUAGAUAAGUUUAGUUUGGAUACAUUAACAAAAGGAAAUGCAAAAGUGAAAGACGAUAAAUUGUUAUUUUUCAAUAAACAUCACUUAAGAAAUAGAAUCAAUGAGCCUGAUUCUUUGGAUGAGUUGGUGGACUCAUACUUUCCUCGCUUUAAUGAAUUUACAAAUGGCAAAUAUAAUAAGGAAUAUUUGAAAAAACUUCUAAUUAGCUUGAGUCAAAGUCUCUCAACAAUACAUGAUAUCGAAAACAUCCAUUCCUAUAUAUUCAAAGAUGUUGAACAUUCGAAAAUUGAUGAAUCUCAAAUCCCUAGUCAAGCAAAAGAAGUCUUGACCAUUUUAAAAGAUCUCGACCAUUCUGAUUUCAAUUCGUGCAUUGAUGAAAUAACAAAAGCAUUACCUGAUACUAAGAAAAAGGAUAUAUUUCAUUCUAUUAGAUUUGCACUUUCUGGUGGUAUAUCUGGUGUCACGAUACCUUUGUUAAUUGAAUUGAUCGGUGAAGUCGAGUAUAAGAAAAGAUUACAAAAUGCAUUGAACAUUCUUUGA
Hyphopichia burtonii NRRL Y-1933 is the source of this 1585-nucleotide messenger RNA. RefSeq names its product glutamate--tRNA ligase. The transcript has a single exon. The coding region runs from base 20 to 1585 and encodes 521 amino acids. Lineage: Eukaryota; Fungi; Ascomycota; Pichiomycetes; Serinales; Debaryomycetaceae. The record is from RefSeq and is a predicted model, not a curated record. Gene Ontology annotation, biological process: glutamyl-tRNA aminoacylation. Gene Ontology annotation, molecular function: tRNA binding; glutamate-tRNA ligase activity; zinc ion binding.